CGACACCCUGAAGUGAAACAGGUUUCAUCCAGUCAUCGCGUGAAGCGAGGAGGGCCCGAUGAGUGCGCAGUCUCUGCCCGUUGCUGUCGUAAACCGUGACUCGCAUAAUGCCAUUUACUUUACCGGCACGGUGGCUCAGUGGUUAGCACUGUCGCCUCACAGCAAGAAGGCCCUGGGUUCGAGUCCUUUCUGUGUGGAGUUUGCAUGUUCUCCUCGUGCCUGCAAUUCAUAUGGACACUGCAGGCCACAUGGCACCUGGUCAACACCAGACUAGAAAUGGACCAGGCUUUUGAUCAGCCAGUAUGCAAGAAAAAGAAACUCUGGGAGACCGUGGCAGAGCAAGUGAACACCAAACUGAGAGAGUCAGAGGCCACCGAUGUCACCGUGAAGGCAUACGAGUGUGACCUCAAGUGGAGAAACAUGUUGGCCACAUACAGGAAGAACUCCGAGAGGGCCAAGAGGCUGGGGGUGGCCAGCGUCCACUGGGAGUUCUUCAAGGCCAUGCACGAGGUCCUGGGUAAGAGCAGGGAGGAGAUUGAAGCCCAGCGAAGGGCCAAACUCAGCGGGACAAGAGUGGGCAAGGCGAUAGCCAGCAAGAGGUUCACCCCGAUCCUCCCCAACCCGCCGACAACAACUGCUGCCUGCACUGCCAGGCCUCCACAGGACGUCCUACAGCUGUACAUGGAGCUGCAAGAGAGGAAGAUGAACAUGUGGGCCCAGCAGAAAGCCCUGGAGGAGAGGAAGAUAGAGGCCAUUAACAACUUGGCCCAGGCCAUCUCCAGCCUCGCUCAGAAGAACAGCACACAGGUGUCCAAGGAUGGACUGUAGGCAACAGACUCUGUUUUCUAUCCACAAAAGCUUUUAUCAUUCUGCAUAAUGAAAAUUAGUGUUUUUGUUAGAAAUGUUUUUAAGAUUGGUCCAUGUUGGCACUUUUUUUUCUGUUACAGUUUUAAAAUUAGUUUGCCUAUUCUGAACUUUAUCAUGCAGCAGUUCAGAAAACGGGACACACACUUGCAAAUCAUCUUCUGUUUACGUCACAAUAUGUGUCUUUUUCUGUUGGAUGAAUGCAAUUCACUUAUUUUUGUACCGCAAUAGAAGAGUGAAUUAUCGAUGGUUGGCUUAAGUUACAAGUGCAAGAAAAAACUAUUUUUUUACUUAAAAGCUGGCACCCUGCCAUCACUGCACCUGAUAUUUAUAUAAAAUGCCGACAACCUAUAUGCAAAAGUAGAACAUGUUAUUGUUGUAUGCAGUCACCGGACGUGAACAAACUCAAACAGAUAUGAUCACAACAGUAUUCAUUGUACCAUUCACACUUUACCAUUAAUGUAUUCAUAAUAUACACUUCGUCAGUAUGCACAACUUCACUUUGUAAUGUAUUCCAAUAAACAAUCCUGCAAUAAUUACUAUUAUAGUAGUAUAGUAGGGAAACACUC
This is a messenger RNA of Pseudoliparis swirei, 1433 nucleotides long. RefSeq lists its product as uncharacterized. Bases 205 to 828 code for a protein of 207 amino acids. Lineage: Eukaryota; Metazoa; Chordata; Actinopteri; Perciformes; Liparidae. The transcript is spliced from 2 exons. The record is from RefSeq and is a predicted model, not a curated record.